Molecule: messenger RNA, 1353 nt
Organism: Trichoderma reesei QM6a
Lineage: Eukaryota; Fungi; Ascomycota; Sordariomycetes; Hypocreales; Hypocreaceae
Exons: 2
Coding region: 1-1353 (450 amino acids)
Source: RefSeq, a predicted model, not a curated record
AUGGCAGCCCCCAAGAAACGGCUGCCUAGCGAACGCUGGACAUCAUACGACGACUGGAACUACGGCGGAAUGAAACAGCGUCUCCAGACCUUCAUGUCCUCCAUCAACAAAGCAGCAAUAACAGAACACGCCUCAGCCGUCCUCGAUGCACCCACGUCCAUGAGCAAGCCCUUUUCCGCCGGUCAGCACUGGUGCUGCUUCGAGCUCGUCGCUGCCGAUGAUGAAUCCCGCUUCCUCAUCGCCCGAGUCCGACUACCAAAACAUCCAGAAAGCAGCAUCAGCGCCCCUGAUGAAGCAGACGAGUACCUCAUUCAAUGCGAGGUUGCGACAAUGAAGUUGCUGCAUGCAAAAGUCACCGCAGUUCCAAUACCCAGACUCUACGCCUAUGAAGCGCCAGGGUCAGCAAGGGCCAUUGCCGCAGGCGCUGCGUACAUGCUCAUCGAGGGCUUCCAUGGCAAUUCCCUGCAAGACGUCAAUCUCAACAUCUACAAUCUUCCCAUCUCGACGCAGGAGCACAUCUUCGCACAAUGGACGACGUUACAAGCCCAACUUGCAGCCUUGACGUUUCCGAAAAUCGGCUCCAUCUCGCAUUUCUCACAGGAGACCGGUCCCGUCAUUGGCCCCAUGGCCACAUCUUGGCUGGAACAUCUUCCCAGUCCCGGCCCAUUCGAUUCUGCAUGGGAAUACUUUGCCGCCGUGGCGGAAGGCUUCGUGGCCGAAGCACUUCAAAACAAGCGAUCCGCUGAGGAGGACGAGAGCGAGAGCGGCUAUACGAAUCGGUUUGCUAUUCUUGGCCCGCUUGUCUUUCAAAGUAUCGUGCGCGACACAGACAUCUACAGAGGUGACCAACGGCCCUUCUUCCCUUUCAUUCACAUGGACAUGGGCACUCAGAAUCUCCUCGUCGACGAUAAUUACAAUUUCAUUGCUGUAAUCGAUUGGGAGUUUGCCCAGUCUGCCCCCUGGCAAGUCUUUCACUACCCUAUGCCCAUUGCAAUCACCACCUCAGACACCACGAUUGCGCAGAGACUUCAUGAUGGGGGGCAUUUGGCGCAUCGUAAUGUGUCGAGGCAGGUUGGUGCGAGGUUACUCUAUAGACAACAAUUUCAAGAGGCUGAACGAGGCCUUGAAGAGAAAGGUAACUCUCUCAAGUGCUCGAUUGCCGAUGUAUUGGAGAGCAAAGCCUCUCGAAUAUACGGGCUUGUCGAAAAGAUUAGUUCCUUCAAAGGGAUGGAAGAGGAACUUACAUAUGAAUUAGUGAGGCUGGGCUAUGGGCUCAAGGGCUUGGAAGCAGAACAGCUCAUCAAAAAGGUAGAAGCAGAUUUCAAGGCUGAAAACCCGGACUACUUCCAAUGA